CCUGUUCCAAUAGUCCAAGCAUGAAGAUGCAAUGAUCUGUAGGUUGUUUACACGAAGUUUGCACACACUAAGAAUGGCAGCUCCGAAAAAAGUAUCUAUAAUAGGCUCCGGAAACUGGUAAGUUUAUCAUCUGAGGUAUCUAGCUACCUAAAUGAAAUCAACUUAUUGGAAGAAUCGCGCGCAAUCGAAUACAGAGCCUUCAAAAUCUGGCGAACACCGAACGACUGUUUUUAUAUAAUUUCUUCUUUCAGGGGUUCUGUGAUAUCUCGUAUUGUGGGCGCAAAUGUGAAAGACCAUCCGGAUUUAUUCCAACAAACGGUGCAGAUGUACGUUUAUGAAGAGCUAAUUGAAGGAAAGAAGCUCACAGAAAUUAUCAACACGGAACACGAGAAUGUGAAGUACCUCAAAGGUUUUAAACUGCCGGACAACAUUGUAAGUUCAUUGGGGAAGCGGGUUGAAUGUAAACUGCGAUUAUGUCAACAGAAAAUUGUUCAUCCCUCAAUAAUAAACUCAGUCUUCAACAUCCCUUAAAGACGUGAAAUCCUUUUUUUUUAUUACCUAGUCGGAGGGUGUUUACCUUUUAAAUCUCGCUAAACACUCAAGAAAGGAAACAUUCUUGAGGUUUAAUCACAAUGGAUCUAAAUUAAGUUCGUCAUUUUAAGUGGACAUGUCAUCAGAUGGCAUCGUGGCACUUCAGAUCUGUAGAGCGAAACCAUAGUCACCAAAUUUGCAUACAUAUUUUUCACGUAUUGAGGAAGGAUGAAUGUCGAUCGAUGUUGUUUUGCGAUGUCUGUAUUGAUUGUCUAUUUGUAAUUGAUUACAUAAUAGAUUGACAAAAAUGCAAGUUUUUACAUUAUUUUUAACCAAACAAAAGAACAACAACAAAGCAUGAGAUUGAGUCGAUAUGCCUGAAUAACCAUUCGUUUCAUUCAGUAGUUAAAGAGGCAGGAAAACAAAGUGAUUUCUCAUGAAUAUGCCUCUUUCCUGCUAAUUUCAUCAUAAAUUUGGAAUAACCUUUGGAAGGUGACAAAGGUUAUUCCAAAAAAUUUGAAGAAUUUAGGGAAAUUUUUAAAGUUUGUAACUUUCUUUUUAAGCAAACCAGCUUGUUCAGUCAGGAGAUAAUGGUAAAAAAUAAGUUUACUUUGAAAGCAAAACUGACCCACAUCAGUAUCAGUAAAUAACAAUUUUGCUUUAAAGGAGUGGCUUUACCAAGUAGCUAGUUAUUUGAUGAAGGAAAUACUAAGCUAUGCUAAAUGAAUAAUUCAACCCCUGGUUGUUUCAAUUUGGCUUUGACUGAAUUCUCUAAUAUGAAGUGUUUGUGAACAUGGUGACUUCCAAACAAAAGAAAUCUUAAUUGUAGCAAUAUAGACCUAUUUACAGUAUUGUCAGUGGUUUUAAUAAGUCUGUAGUGAUGGUCAAACAACUGAAAUUUGCAAGGAAUUUCCUAAGCUAAAAGGGACUUGUCAUUUAUUUUUGUUAUGUCUUCUCUUUUAGGUAGCAAAUCCAGAUGUAGUAGACGCGGCCAAGGAUGCAGAUAUUCUUGUGUUUGUUGUACCUCACCAGGUUAACAAUUUUUUGUGUGUUUUUUUGAUAAUUUGAAUUGUUUGCAGUGGACCAAGCUUGAAGCAUGUAGAAAUAGCAAGGAUUUCUCUGCAAUUUAGGUCACUGAACCUUUUUUUUUCCUUUUUUUCACUGACUAAAUCAGUUUUAAUUAGGAAGACUGAUAUAACCAUUUUCUAACCCUCUAAUUCUCCUCUCUAGCUGCAAGACAUUUCCUUAUAAACAAGUUAUGAGAAUUUCAUGUUAGAUCUAGGUAGCAAUUUCUACUUGAUAAGUUUAUGUACUCUCAUCACCUGUUUUUUGGAUGAUGUAUGGAUAUUGUAAGGAGAAGUUGCAUGUUUAUGACUACGGCAAGUUAAAGGGUUAAUACUGCUUGAAACAUCAUAAGCAUGUUUUAAGGACUUUUCAGCCACAUCUAGAAUGCAUUCACCCUUUCACUUCCUAAGUUAGUGAGUUAGUUAUGCCCUUUUGGAGCAUUAGUCAUCAAUGAUUUCCCUUCUCCAUCUUGUUCCAUCCUGGGCCAGCCUUAAGAGUGUGGUUUAGGUGUGGCCCCAGUUCUUCAGGCUGAACAUCUCCCCACCAAGCGUCGUUUGGGGUGUCUUCUUUUCCAUGAGCCUUGAGGAUUCCAUUUCAAGGCUUGCCUACAGUUACUGUCAGUGGUAAUACUGUGAUGAUGUUUCCUCAAGGAUUGGCCCAUCCAUUUCCACUUCUUCCGAUUGAUUUGUAUUUGAAUGGGUACCUAACCUGAACUGAUCUUCACAUCCUAAGACUUGAAUAUAAAUUCAUCCUAUCAGAUCAAAGAAUUUGUCUUGAAUUUAAUGUUAUCCUCCAGUUGAUGUAUUUAUUCUUAUCUUACUGCUUGAAAAUGUGUCAUUGUUGUAAAGAUAAUUUUUUUCUAAUUGUCCACCUUGUGAGUGAAAGGGUUAAAUGAUUUUAGUUGCUUUUCAUUCAAGGUUAUAGAGAUACUCAAACUGAAAUAUUUCUUUGAAAUGUUUACCCUUAACCCUUUAAACCCUAAGAGUGACAAGCAUCUAAUUUCUCCCUACAAUAUCAGCCCUGAAUCACACAUUAAGGUCAUGAGAAUAAAGGAAAUGGUCACCAGGGAAGAAACCUUUUGAUUGGCAAAUAAAUUCUCCUUGUCAGCACUUUAGGAAAUGUAUAAGGAACAGUGGGGAGAAUUUACAUACUAAUGUUAGGGUUUAAAGAGUUAAUUAUUCAAACAGACCUGUUUUAACAGUCUAGAUUACUUUCCUCCUCAUCAGUUCUUUUUUGAGAUUUUUGGAUAUGAAAAAAACCUCAUUUCAUUGACAUAUUAUGUUAUAAAUAAUUUUUUUGUUUUAUUUUAUCAGUUUGUAAAGGCAGUUUGCACCAAGAUGAAAGAAGUGGUGAAACCAGGUGUAAUUGCAAUUUCCCUUAUAAAGGUAAAUGACAGGUUAAUCCACAAGAUGGCAUGUCAAACCUUCUUCUUUAAGUAAGGGGUUAUAAAAUGCUCUAUGUGUAUAGCAGUUAUCCUUUGACAAGAGUGUAUUCUGACAGAAGGUUGUAAAACCAAAGUCAUCACUAAAGGUUAUUGAAAGAAAAGAGGAGAUCACAGGGAGCCCAGGAGAGCUCAGGAGAGCUCAAAGUUAAAACAGGCAGUUUUCCUAGAAGUGCAGAAGGUACAAAAGGACAACAAGGCUCCAAGCUCAAUUUUAAAAUGGUCGCCAUUAAAAAAAAAUUGGGUCACCAUGCCUAUGUGUAUCUGGGAGUUAUAAACUACGAGAGAGAUAGAGAAACACAAGAGAUAACAGUGUUUGUUUUUUUUUGAUAAUUCAACCAGGAUCGAGAUCAAUAAAUUUUUCAGGGUUUUUCUUUUUUCCUUAAAUCUGUUAUAUGCACAAGUCUGGAACUAGUCAAUUAAAAUUUCCCAGGCAUUCCACAAAGGUCAUUUGAACUUCUGAGCAAAUUCUCAGGGUAGAAUUGAUUUGCGCAUUUAAAACUGUUAAUGGUAAAUUAUGCAGCUGGGAAAUGGUUGUUUUGAAAAUUCAUUUGAUGGCAUUUCAAUGAUUGUUAAGUUAUAUCAGCAGUUAUGGCAAAAUGGGGUGAAACUGUCAAGCUAAAUAUGGCAGACUAAAACUGUAACAGCUCUUUUUGAUAGCUUUGGAACCAAUUCCAAACUUUUAUUGAAAGCAAAACCAAUGUAAUACCCAAUCACCUCCAAAACUCAAGUGCUAGUCGCUUGAAAAUUAUGGGUUCAAUUCAAAUGUCUUGCUGGUGAAAUUGUGUCCUUUUUUGACAGUUUGGCAUCCCCUGUGAAUUCAUGAGAAUUGAUGCAAUUGCUGACAAGACUCACAUUAUGACUUGGCAAGAAUGCCGAAAGAACAGCAUAGACAGAAAUGAGGCUCUUAAACGACAGGCUAGCAUCAGGGCAAGUGACCUUCAACCUCAUCAGUAGUUCAAGGGAUCUGUUUACAUGGUGGGAAUGGAGUUGAUUCGAGCACACGGUUGACAAUAAUCAUAUGAUGGGCAAAAUAAUAAAAGAAAAAGAAGUGUAACACUUUCAAACAGUUGAAAUUUACAUCUCUGAAACCAAUUUUUUGUUCUAGACCAAAACAACAGCUGUGUUUUUUUUAACUUCUUUUGGGGAUGUUGAUCUUGGUGCAAUGAUCAUCUUCCCACCAAGUUUACAGUUCUCAGUUAAAAAAAUAUGUUUUAAAAGUUCUUUGUUAAGAAAUAAAAUUUGUGUUUCUCUAUAUAUUUUUUGGAUACUGAUUUGAAAAAAUUCAGUCAACAAUUUAAACCUAAGAAUACAGUGCACAAUCAAAUGAUUAGGAAUGAACAAGGAACCACACUGAUAACCAAGAUUUCAAUGUGUUGAUGAAUUACCAAGAAACUUGAUUAUUAUACAAGUUUGUUAUAUUGCAAGUUCUGUUACUGGAAGAUCCCUGUGGAGAUGGUUGGGAAGUUUAUAAAGGCACUUGCCCUGAUGGUAAUAAACUCUUGAAGAAUCUUGAACUUGAGAAUUUGGGUUGGAAGGAUUGGUCUUCAUAAGAAUUGAGUCACCCUUAUCUCUUUGUUGAGUCCUAUUACAAAUCCUUUGACUCUCUAGAUCUGAUUUGAAAUUCUCCCUUCCACCUGUCAUACAUUUCUUUGUAUGUAAGCUCAGAGAAAUCAAUGUUAUAUCAAGAUGACACCCAUUAUGUAUUCAUACUACUUAUUUGUUGUUCAUUGUUUUGUAAAGGAAAGUGACACAAACAUUCAGAACAGUUUUGUCUCACUUUGGUUUAACUUAUCUUAAAGGGUCUUGAUCAUGCAAGCACUGGAAUUAAUCUUGUGUCGACCAUGAUUAAAGAAGCUCUGGAAAUUCCUCAUGUCAGUGUCUUGAUGGGAGCAAACCUUGCCAAGGAAGUAGCCAGAGAAAUGUUUGGAGAGGCUACUAUAGGUAAUAUAAGGGGAGAUUAAGUAUUGAAGGAAAUAACUGCUGGUGCUGAUUUAAAAUUCUGUAAACAGAUAGCACAGAAAACAAACUUCAGUAACUUCUAUGUCUAAAGUCCAAAUGCUAUACCUGGUAUAAACUCAAAAGAAUGAGUCCCCAGCAGUUGGAAAUUGUCUUCAAUUUUUAAAACAAAUUUAUAAUCUGAAGAGGAACACCACAAUGAUAAAGACUUACUCAUACUGCCCUUACUGUAACUUGAAAGGAAGGCCUUCAGAGCAUUUAGCUUUGUUUGUAAAUUUACCCUGUUUAAUCCCUUAACUUGUAAAUUCACUCCUCUAGCUGCUAGAAAUUUCCAUGUAAAUUAGUUUUGGGGAUUUGGUUUUAGAUCAAGAUUACUUCUACCUGAUAUGCUUGAGUAUUCUUGUUACCUAAAAUCUUCACAAUGUAUGAUUACUAUAGAGAGAAGUUACAUGUUAAUCACUUCUGGAAGUUGUUGUCAAGUUUACUUGACACUAUCUCUCUUGUUGUGCAUCCAUCUGUGCAUCUAGAAAUUGACUUUGUGGAGAUUUCUUGAUGUGGAUUCAUCCAAGAUCAUGUUUGUAUUGUCCCUAGUAUGAAAUACAACACAUGAUUAGUAGUAGUUUUUUUUAUUUAAUAUACAGUUAUUUUUAAUUCAAACAGGUUGUCGUAUGGAAGAACAUGGUCCCAUCCUUAAGGAUUUGUUCCAUACAGAUUAUUUCAAAAUCAAUGUUGUGUCAGAUGCAGACACGGUUGAACUCUGUGGCUCACUUAAGGUUUGUUCAAAUCAGGAUACUUCUUUCAAUAAACAAAUUUUAAAACUGCAACAGAACUCCACUAGCUUGAACUAUCAAGUUGACGCAUAACCCAGAGUCUGGAAAAUAAAAAGAAUGGUUUGCACUCAAAAAAUGUGUAUGAACCCUGUUAAAAAAUAGUUUAUUUUAUCCAGAAAUUUCAAGUUAGCUGAUGGUGAAUGGCAUAAAUUUUACUUCAAAUUGUGAAGUUUGGAUUAAGUUUGUUCAAGUCAGGGAGAAUCUGGAGUCGAGUAUAUGUUUUUAUAUAAUUAUUGAGUAUUUAUGUUUUUUAUCUUUUGUAAUUUCAUUCAAUUCAUUUAUAAAGUUAUGUGUAGUUAAUGAGGAAUGGUGUAACAGAGAUUGACAGAAAUCUUCUCUUCUUCUUAGAAUGCUGUGGCAGUUGGAGCAGGAGUUGUAGAUGCCUUAGGGUAAGAAAUGUUCUUUGGCUCAUUUCUCUGAGAGAGAAAUGAAUAUGUAACAGAGUUACUUAAACAAAGGUUAAGGAAGAUAAAACAUAGGGUCAGGGGCAGAAUUUUUUUCCUUGGAUGUUUUUACUCUCUGUUUAAUGACGAUGUAAUCCUGUCAUUUUUUCAGUUAUGGUGACAACUCCAAGGCAGCAGUCAUUCGCAUUGGACUCAAAGAAAUGAUUCAGUUUGCUCGAAGAUUCUACGAUGAUGUCAGACUGGAGACUUUCUUCGAAUCAUGUGGAGUGGCUGAUUUAAUAACUACUUGUUAUGGUGGAAGAAACAGGAUAGCUGGAGAAGAGUUUGUCAAGGGAAAGGUUUGUAACUACAUGCACCAUCUCCCAAAAGAUUGCAAUUUCAAUUCUGUGUUCAUCUUCUCUAUCCAUCAACAUCCUUGUUCCUUGUGUUUGUUUUCCUAUAUCUAGGGCUGUCUCCAUCCCUGUAAAGCAUUAUUUUAAGGUUUCAUUCUCUUUUAACCCUUUAACUUCUGUGAGUGACCAAGACAGAAUUUCUCCCUACUGUAUCUGUACAAUAUCAUGCAAACAAGUGACGAGAAUAAAGAAAAAUAAUUAUGGGAUUACUAAUUGAUCUGAUACCAAAUUCUCCAAACUAACAUAAUGAGAAUCAUUUGGUAGACAGUAAGGAGAAUUACCAAAUAGAUCUUAGGAGUUAAAUGGUCAAGAGCCAAAAUGUGGCAUUGCAGCUAUUUAACACAAAAAAGCUGAAUACUUAGUAACCCUUAAACUCUUAAGAAUGACUGGCAUUUAAUUUCUCUUCACAACAUCACCCCUGAAUCAAACAUGGUCACAAAAAUUUAAAAAAGUGAUCACCAAAUGAAGAAGCCCUUUGUUUUUAAACAAAUUCUUCUUAUCUCUCAAGAACAGUAUAGAGAAUAUGCAUACUUCUUCUGAAAUGUAAAUACGCUAACUUCUUCAGCAAAAUUCAAGAACGUUCAACACAUGUAAUUUAGAUUAACCUGAGGGUUAAGUUUGAGUACAUUUAGUCUGCAUGGGAAGUUUUUGAGUGCUACUUUGAGUUAAACCUCAAAAUCUUCAUGAGGAAAACAUAUUGCAUGAAUUAUGCAGAUAUUUAUUUUUGUACCCUGCAGUUUCCUUGGUUCACUAAGUGUAAGUUUGUCUCAUUAACCCUUUACAUCCUGACAUCAGUAUGCAUAUUCUCCAUACAUUAUCUAAGCUGCUGAGAAGGAGAAUUUCUUUGACACUUAUGAGCUUCUUCAGUUGGUGAUCAUUUUCUUUAUUCUCAUGACCUUACUGUGUAAUUCAGGGAUGAUAUUGUAAAGAGAAAUUUGAUGCAAAUUACUCUAAGGGGUUUAAUGGUUAAAUUUUAGAUCGGAGUUAAUUGUCAUGUUUUAUUAUUUGGAUGGACCCAGAUAGGAGUCUAAGUCGGGUGCAUGAAAUUUUGACAUUUGAAUUAAGUCUAAUCUACGAGUUAAAUGAUUUUGAAAAUUAGUGCUUAGAUACUAACCCAUAUUUUUUCUGUAUUUGAUAAGACAUUUGAAGAAGUUGAACAGUACAUACUUGGAGGGCAGAAGCUUCAGGGGCCCCACACAGUUUAUGAAGUGUAUCAUCUUCUCAAGGACAAUGAUUUGCUUUCUGAGUAAGUGUCUGCUUGAUAUUGCUCACAAAUCAGUACCAGUAUAUAGAUUAUGAAUUUGAGUUGAAGAACUUUUUUUUGCAAUAAUUGUAACCCGAAUUGCCAACACAAAUCUCACCAAACAGGAAAGGAGUAAAUAAUUCCAAAUAUAUUCUUUGUCAUCUUUGCAUGCUUUAGGCUAUGUUUGUUUGUUUAUCUUUUGUAGACUUUGUGAUAUCCAUUGAUGAUAUCUUAACAGCUAGAAGUGUUGGCAGGUGACUGUAACAUACAAACUGCGCUCCAAUUACCUCAUCUGAUUUUGGAUUUUUUCUCUUUUUCAGGUAUCCUCUGUUUACUGCCAUCUACAAUGUGUGUUUUGAGAAGCAUCCUCCUUCAGAGAUGAUAGAAGUCCUCAAAAGACAUUUGUAGAACUGAGUCCUAUGGUUGUAAUCAUGGUGUCAACAUUGUCUUAUAUUUAUUCAAAUUUACAAUGAUUUAUAAUAUUUUUUUUGUAUAAUGAGUCCACAUGGCAACAUGACGUAACUUUACCUGAAAUAUAAAGUUUAAUACUCUAGACUAUGAGCAGUCCUUCCUUUUCUGCAAAGUCUGUGGCGUUAGUAAAAAAAAAAUAGUAAAAAAACUGAUGUAAGUGUGUUGCAUGGAACUCUUUGGGCCUCACUUCCAGUGUUCCAUACUGCUGUGUGCUAGCAUCAAUCUUUUUCUUUGCCGAUUAUUUUGGAUGUCUGACAGAAUUUGUUAAAAGGAGCAACUGUUGGUAGUCUAAUGUUACUCAGAAAUUUACAGUUUUGAUGAAAAUUUAUAGCCCAAUUCCAAGUUCAAAAUCCUUCCGUUUGAAAAUUAGGCCAGGUGCCUGUGAAAAUGAGUUUUAUUCAUGUGAGAAUGCCUUUACACUCAUCUUGAAACAGAGGCCUUAGACAUCUAGGAAGUAGCCUCAUAUUCUUCUCAAAGGAACCUUCAGCAACUAAAAUUAACACAUGCUUUAGUUGAUCCUCUGCCCUGGCGGCAACUCCAUUGAACAUUGAAUUAUUGAAGCAGUUAAACUAAAACAGAAAUUUACAAGCACAAAACUUCAGCUAGAGAAAAAAGAGUGCACUCAACGAAUAACACUUGCAUUUGUUGCUGGGUUGCUUUAGCUGCACUGAAUGAGACUUGAACUUUAUUAUUAAUUACUACUCAUACCAGUAGAACUAACCGAGAAAACUACUGCAAACAAUAAAUUUUAGCUUUAUUAAUGUUGAUAAUAAUUCUAAUUAUGGGAUUUAGCUAUGGACAUUCCAGGCGGUUUUUGUCUACUGUUCUCAGGUUGAUUUGGAAUUUAGAACUAACUACUUAUCCAAAUAAGUUACUCUAGAUUUUUGCAAUAAUGCAUCCCACAGAAGCCAUGAAAAAUUAAAACAUUUUCAAACAAAACAAUGUUAAAAAGUGUUAAUGAACUGGUGUUUGGAUCUUACGGACAUAUGACUUAAUUUUUUAAGGCUUUCAUAUUUGUAGAUUUUCUCUUAGGUAAUGUUUAUUGACAUUUUCAUCAUCAUCAUCAUCAUUGAUCCUGUUUUCAAACUUUUUCUAGAAGAUAUCAAUGUGGACAUGGUUGUCACAAGGAGAAGGGAAGAGUCAUUUAAAAUAUUUUUUCUGUAUUUUUUUGGUCCAGUAACAACACUCAUCUCUUAGUUAAAGUUGUCCAGGUAGAAUUUGCCAAAAUACC
Messenger RNA from Pocillopora meandrina, 9567 nucleotides. NCBI's taxonomy places the organism in Eukaryota, Metazoa, Cnidaria, Anthozoa, Scleractinia, Pocilloporidae. The record is from the annotation of a GenBank genome assembly.